Peromyscus leucopus (white-footed mouse) is the source of this 3876-nucleotide messenger RNA. It is a transcript of the gene Epm2aip1, whose product is annotated as EPM2A interacting protein 1. Bases 130 to 1950 code for a protein of 606 amino acids. Gene Ontology annotation, biological process: positive regulation of glycogen (starch) synthase activity; positive regulation of glycogen biosynthetic process; response to insulin. The transcript has a single exon. NCBI's taxonomy places the organism in Eukaryota, Metazoa, Chordata, Mammalia, Rodentia, Cricetidae. The record is from RefSeq and is a predicted model, not a curated record.
UUGGCGGAGGCUGGUCCGCCCCUGCUCGGGUGAUCUGGCGCAGAACCCAGGGGGUGCUUGGCGCUCGUCGGGCUCCUCCCCGUUUGCUGCGGCCUCUGCGCUCGCCGUUAUCUUGUGGCCUCCCGCAGUAUGUGGAUGACGCCCAAGAGGAUUAGGAUGGAAGUCGACGAGGCCCUUGUGUUCCGACCCGAGUGGACCCAGCGUUACUUGGUGGUGGAGCCUGCGGAGGGCGACGGGGCCCUGUGCCUGGUGUGUCGCCGCCUGGUCGCCUCGACCCGCGAACGCGACGUGAGACGCCACUACGAGGCCGAACACGAAUUCUACGAACGGUUUGUAGGGGACGCGGAGCGCGCGGCCCUGGUGGAGCGUCUGCGUCAGGGCGACAUGUCCUUAGCCUCCGUGCUCACUCCGGAGGAGAGAGCGACACGGGCAGGCCUCGGCCUCUGUCGCUUCUUGGCCUUGAAGGGUCGCGGCUGGGGUGAGGGAGACUUCGUCCACCAGUGCAUGGAGGUGUUGCUGAGAGAGGUGCUGCCGGAUCACGUCGGCGUCCUGGAAGGCAUUGAUUUGUCUCCAGAGAUCACGCGGCAGAGGAUUCUGAGCAUUGACAGCAAUCUCCGUAGCCAGCUGUUUAACCGGGCCAGGGACUUUAAGGCCUAUUCCCUUGCUUUGGAUGACCAGGCUUUUGUGGCCUAUGAGAACUACCUCCUGGUCUUCAUCCGCGGCGUCGGCCGCGACCUGGAGGUGCAGGAAGAUCUUCUGACGAUUAUCAACCUGACUCAUCACUUCAGUGUUGGGGCCCUCAUGUCGGCGAUUCUGGAGGCCCUGCAGACAGCAGGACUCAGCUUACAGCGAAUGGUUGGACUGACCACGACCCACACCUUAAGGAUGAUUGGUGAGAACUCGGGACUGGUCUCUUACAUGAGAGAAAAGGCCGUGAGCCCCAACUGUUGGAACGUUAUCCACUAUUCGGGAUUUCUGCACUUGGAACUGUUGAGUUCUUACGAUGUCGAUAUUAAUCAGAUCAUAAAUACCAUAUCUGAGUGGGUAGUUAUGAUUAAGACCCGAGGUGUUAGACGGCCAGAGUUUCAGCCUUUACUGACUGAGUCUGAAGCAGAACACGGCGAAAGGGUUAACGGGCGGUGUUUGAAUAACUGGCUGAGAAGAGGCAAGACGUUAAAGCUGAUAUUUUCGCUAAGGAAAGAAAUCGAGGCCUUCUUGGUUUCAGUGGGGGCGACAACAGUCCACUUCUCAGACAAGCAGUGGCUUUGUGACUUUGGCUUCCUGGUAGAUAUGAUGGAUUAUCUUCGAGAGAUCAGUGAAGAACUGCAGAUAAGUAAGGUCUUUGCUGCCGCCGCCUUUGAACGAAUCUGCGUCUUUGAGGGUAAGCUGAGUUCACUUCAGAGACAUAUGGAAGAAGUGGAUCUAGAAGACUUUCCUGCCUUCAGCAUCAUCGUUGAUGAGCUUAGACAGCAGUUUAAGGAAGAUCAAAAAAUAUUUGAUCCUGACAGGUAUCAGAUGGUGAUCUCCCGCCUACAGAAAGAUUUCGAGAGACAUUUUAAGGACCUCAGGUUCAUUAAGAAGGACUUGGAACUUUUUGCAAAUCCGUUUAGCUUUAAGCCCGAAUACGCGCCUAUUUCCGUGAGAGUGGAGCUGACAAAGCUUCAGUCCAACACUGACCUGUGGAAUGAAUACAGAGUCAAAGACUUGGGACAGUUUUAUGCUGGAUUGUCUGCUGAGGCUUACCCCAUUAUCAAAGGGGUUGCCUAUAAGGUGGCAUCCUUGUUUGACAGUAACCAAAUCUGUGAUAAAGCCUUUUCAUAUUUAACUCGAAACCAGCACACCCUGAGCCAGCCGCUGACCGAUGAGCAUCUCCAAGCCCUGUUUCGAGUUGCCACAACUGAGAUGGAUCCUCGCUGGGAUGAUCUUGUGAGAGAAAGAAAUGACUCAUAAGCCUUUGUAGUACAACCAGAUUCGAUCUGAGAAGGAAAAAUGAGUUUGAUUUUCUUUCACAUUUACUAAUUUGGAUUGCUGGGAAGCAUUGAGCUUCUUACAAGAUGUGGAAAUCGAUAAACAUUGAAAUCUUCUGACAGGUUGCCUUUUCCCCAUCGCAUUUGGCAACAUGGAACUGAAACAUAAGAAUACCACCUUUGAAAAACUUAGUUUAAUAGAAAUGUCAUUGCCUUUUACUUUUAUGUUAUAACUGAUUUUCAACAAGUUUAGUAUCGAUAUUGUAAGUUGAACUAGAAGUCUGGUUUUAAGAUGUUCUGGAGAUACAUGCCAAAAGUUUCAGCUCUUAUUUUGACACAGUGUAAAAAGUGUGAUACAUGGUUUGAAAUGACCAACUCCUUAAAAGUGUAUUUGAGUCGGUUUACAGAAACUCACAUAGCAAAUCAAGUUUCUGAAAAGAAGCAUAUACACAGUGGAGGUAUUUUGUCUAGCUAACAGGAUUUAGGAUUAUUUUUGAAAGCGUAUUUCUGAGCCUGAAGUAAAUACUGGCAGAGUUUCAGUCCCCACCCCCACCUACCCAGUUGAUGGUGACGUUACAGAUGGAGCAGCAAGAAUUACUUUAAGGUUUUGAUUGGGGAGGCCUCUUACUAUCAGGAAUUAAGAAUAAAUGAUUUUUGGAGGUUUGCUCCUUAUUUCUUUCACAACUAAGGGCAGUUUUUUCAGCUCGUCUAUCAAAGGACCAUGGUAAGUAUGGAAUCUUAACCAUUGCCAGUCAGUAAUUCUGUUUUCUACUCUUGACAGAACUGGGGUCCUAUCAAAACAGUGGGGGGGGGGGGGGGGGGGGCUCUUACACUUCAGGAUCAGGAGUUAUGAGAGGUUUUAGCUUAUUUGUCUUUUCUGCAUGGCUAUUAAUGUUUUAUAAAGAAACUGUGCUUAAGGGAGACACUUUAUUUUGAAAUGACAAGUGUCAGAUUUUGUUAGCUGCUGAAAAUGGAUUUACUCUAGAACUGUUUUCCACAUUGACUAGUUAAGACAGUGUACAGUAAUAUUUAAAUCUGAAGAAGCAGCCUUAUCCACAGACUGUAACACUUCCUAGAGAUGUUGGUUUUGUGCUAUCACGUUUAUCAGACAUGUUAACUGUGAAAACGUCAACCUUAACGGUAAAGCUCAGCACUGUAAGCCUGGUGGAAAAGCAGCACCCGAUUUGUAACCCAUCCUCAAUUAUAGUUGAAAAGCUAUCGUGCUCCUUUCUGUCUUAAAGACUGUAGCACAUUAUCUCCUGCUUUAUUCAAGGAACCUGAUUACAACCAAGAAUUUAGAAGGAACAGAUGCCUAAGCCACCCGAGCCUAAGAACCCAAGUCAAAUCAGGGGUUCUCAGCCAAAGCCCUUCCUUCCAGAAUGUGCUGCUGGCAAGUGCCUAGGGCACCUUUGUGAUUAUCUUACUUACUAGAGGGUUCUGCUGGCAUCUAAACUUAAAGAUUUCUCUCUCCUGUGGUGUUCAGUACAGCCUGAUACCAUGAAGAGUCAUCCCUCCCAAAGUGCCAGCAUGCUCUCCCACCAAGUAUACAUUAUCUUAUGUCAAGGGACAGGGAGAAUCUCCAGUAGCAGCUGAUGGCAUACUUGAUAGGGAAGCCUAAUUCCAGCGGUUCAGAGAGGAAACCAAAUAUCAGAUUGACAUUUUGCUUAUCCAAGAAUAAGCUUAAAUGCCUGAAAAACAGAAGGACUCUACUGGGAAUUUCCCAGUAGCUUUGUGUAUUACCUUUUACAGCAAAUACUUUAAAUACUUUUAUUAUUUGAGAGAAUGAUCGGAAAUCCUGAAAGCUGCUUCUACUUUCUGUUCCUAGUCCUCUAAAUAUUAAUAUCUUGUGUAUUCUAUCAAGUUGUCGUGUUUUGCUUAAGGUGAUAAUAAAAUUAGUUUGCAUCAUGUA